Molecule: messenger RNA, 5757 nt
Organism: Orcinus orca (killer whale)
Lineage: Eukaryota; Metazoa; Chordata; Mammalia; Artiodactyla; Delphinidae
Gene: EFCAB9
Product: EF-hand calcium binding domain 9
Exons: 4
Coding region: 1-648 (215 amino acids)
Biological process (GO): flagellated sperm motility; sperm capacitation
Cellular component (GO): cytoplasm; sperm principal piece
Molecular function (GO): calcium ion sensor activity
Source: RefSeq, a predicted model, not a curated record
AUGAAACUGAAGCAAGGAUCGUUUCUGUGGUACCUCUAUCUGGAUAAACUGUAUUGCUUAUUAUCCGUGAGAAAUGUGAAGGCUUUGGUGGAGUAUUUUCACCUUCUGGAUGUGCACCGCAAGAAAACCUUGAAUGAUGUGCUCUUCUACCACUUCCUUCAUCACGUGACUGACCUGAAACGGAACCAGAUCACAAUUGUGUUUAACAUGCUGGACUGGAAUGCUGUGGGCGAGAUUGGUUUUGACCAGUUCUACAUGCUGGUUUGCAUACUGCUGGCACAGGAGAACCAUUUGGAAGAGCAAUUUAUCUUCCGCCAUUCCCGGCCUGUUUUUGAGCUGCUUGACCUGGAUGGGGAGCUGAAAAUUGGCCCAUCCAACUUCCACAUGUACAACUUUCUCUUCAAAAUUAAAAAACAGCAACUCAGGGACCUGUACCAUGACUUUGACAUCACAGGUGACUGUCGUCUUAAUUACAAGGAAUUUAAGCUGUUUACUAUCUUCUCCAUGAACAAAUACCAGGAGAGUCAGAAAGCAGUGGAAGAGGAGAAAGCUCUGCCCGAAAAGAAAGUGUCACAAGUUAAUGUGAGUCAAAGAGAGAGUCUUCUUGGAAUAAAUCAUUUUGAAAGUGUAAGUAAUUACAAUUGUUAACAUCUCUAAAAAUAAAUUUAGAACAUCAAAGUAGAUAUCUUUAAAUCGAUUUUUACACAUGCGGGGUUCAGAUAAGCACUCCUCAAUCAGCAUAUUCUUAACUUUAAUAACCUUUAGACCUCACAAAUGACUCACAGUUACGUAAGUGAAGUAAAAACUUUCUCUUUGUUGACAUGUCCCAACUCUGCUGCUGCUUUUCAGAUCAACUCUGUCCAUUAGGGCCCUGUGUAUCCAAAUAAUUACCAACUCUUACUGGAGCCAAGCAGUCGGAAGGUGGUGCUUUCCUAACAUUUGUCACUAGUGGUCCAAUACUUUCAGAUUUCUAAUUCUCCCACUCCUUAGGCUAAAACAAACUUCAAAUUGGCAAAUGGCGAAGUGCCUCCAACCGUAGGGGAAACUGACUUUUAAGGAUAUGGGGACUGUGUUCUUCCUAGAAUUUAAGUUACUCUUUGAUGAGUUAAGUGCUUAAGCAACUAUACCAAAUCUACUAGGGUAAAAUAAUUAUUACAUGCCCUUGUAUAAUUCUAUUUUUUUGUAUAAUUAAUGCUUUGAAUAAUUUUUAAGUGUCUUUAGCAUGGGAUUUGUGAAUCCUCCUUGACUACUGUGAUGUUAAUGAUGAUAACGACCACUGAGUAAGUGCUUGCAAUGGGUCACGCAGGGGCUUUAGACGCAUGAAUUUAUCCCCUAACCCUGCGAAUUAAGUGUUAUCCUCAAUUUACAGAUGAGGAAAUUGAGGUGUCAAGAUUAAGAACCUCGGGCUUCCCUGGUGGCGCAGUGGUUUAGAGUCUGCCUGCCAAUGCAGGGGACACGGGUUCGUGCCCCGGUCCGGGAAGAUCCCACAUGCCGCGGAGCGGCUGGGCCCGUGAGCCAUGGCCGCUGAGCCUGCACGUCCGGAUCCUGUGCUCCGCAGCGGGAGAGGCCACAACAGUGAGAGGCCAGUGUACCGCAAAAAAAAAAAAAAAAAAAAAAAGAUUAAGAACCUUACCCAAGGUUCUUAAUGACUCACUAGUGGCAGGACCAAAGUUCAAAUUCAAGGUCAAUUAGACGCUUGUACUGAGAACAAGUGAUUUGAGUAACUCACUUCAGUCUUAGCAGAUUCUGUUUAAGUUUUAAGCUGGCAUUUCACUGGCUCAGAAACCCCGUCUACCUAAUGCUAAUUACCACAUCUCCUUCUACCAUAGAUUUCUGAGGGACAUGUUUGGUGAUUAAAGAAAUACAGCUCAUUUACUAUAAACCAAGAAUUUCUUAAGGAAAUAAUAUAUGCAAUAUAACUGACCGUAAGGCAUUCAGUGAGUUCCAGAGUACUUAAUAAUCAAAAAUCACUUUGUCAAUGUGCAACAGACAAGAAUACUGCCUAAGACUGUCAUUCAUAAGUCACACGUAAUAACUGAAAUCAUGUUAAUUACUGUGAACAUUCUCUACAUUUACUCUAAUAGCCAUGAGAUUUCGAUAACACACUUAUGAGUAAUGCUUAGCAGCCAAAAUUUUGUCUUCCCCACAACGGUACUACAGAAACUAAAUGGAGCUAGCGGGAAUCCCCUGGCAGUCCAGCGGUUAGGACUCCAUGCUUUUGCUGCUGAGGCCAUGGGUUCAAUCCCCGGUCAGGGAACUAAGAUCCCAUAACACAAAGUAAAACCACAUGACACAGGUUUCCACCUAGACUGUCAAAGAUCAGUAAGUUGGUCAGGGACUUCCCUGGUGACACAGUGGUUAAGAGUCCGCCUGCCAAUGCAGGGGGCAUGGGUUCAAGCCCUGGUCGAGGAGGAUCCCACAUGCCGCAGAGCAACUAAGCCCACGUGCCAGAACUACUGAGCCUGCGCUCUGGAGCCCGCGAGCCACAACUACUGAGCCUGAGUGCCACAACAGCUGGGCCUGCAGGCCUAGAGCUGGUGCUCCACAACAAGAGAAGCCACCGCAAUGAGAAGCCUGCACACCGCCACCAAGAGUAGCCCCCGCUCACCACAACUAGAGAAAGCCGGUGCGCAGCAACGAAGACCCAAUGCAGCCAAAAAUAAAUAAAUAAAUAAAUUUAUGGGAAAAAAAAAAAGUUGGUCAGAAUAUAGGAAAAUAAGAGCAGUCAUAUUGCUAUAGUAUUAAAUUGGUUAAAAUCUAUGUGGAGGGCAAUUCAGCAUCUACUCCCUAAAUGUAUAUACUGUUUGAUAUAGCAAUGUACAUAGACAUAAAGAUGUAGCUAUAGAAAAGGACAUUUCACGGUAGCAUGGUUUAUAGUACCAAAAGACUAGAAACAGCCAGACUGACCUGUGGUACUCCAGACAAUGGAAUACUACUGCACCUGUAAGAGGAAUGAAGCAGAUCUAGCUCAACAUAUAUGGAACAAUCUCUAAGACUAACCAUUUUAGAGAAAAAUCAAAUGUAUAGAAUAGCAUAUGUUAUUUAUGGAAAAAACAGGGUAGGGCGGGUAAAUAUACUCACAUACACUAAAAUAGUGGUUCUCACAUUGGGAUCCCCAGACUAGUAGCAGCAGCAUCACCUGAGAACUUUUAGAAAUGCAAAUUAUUAGACCCCACUCAGACCUACUAACUCUGAACCUCUGGGGGAAGAGCACAGCAAUCUGUGUUUUAAUAAGCCUUCCAGGUAAUUCUGAUGCAUGCUGAAGUUUGAGAACCACUGUGGUAGAGCAUCUUUAAAGAUAUCCAGAAAACUGGGAACAGCUGUUACCUCCGGGGAGAAGAAAUGGGCUAUGAAGAACAGGCAUCUUCAGAGAGACUCUUCACUUCGGUAUGUUUGGAUUUUUUUUCCCAUGUGUAUGUAUCACUUAUUUUAAAUAAAAAUUAACAAUCAAAGCCUACCCACUUUGAUCCAAAAUGGAUAAAGAAAUGAGCUCAGUGCUUCUGAAAAACUGAAUUAUGGGUUUUGGUUUACAGCAUGAUUCUUAAAAGAAAAAAACAACAACCUAUUUGAGACCAAGAUUUCAAUGCAGCAAAUAAAGUAUAUCUAUAAAUGACCAUGUAUGGUUUGACAUAGUAGAGCCUAAGUUUGGUAGUAAUGAACUUGUUAGUUACUGAGCUGGGAGGUUUUAAAAAGGGGAAAAACCUUUUCAGAGGGUUUUUGUUUUUGUUUUUUUUUUUUUUUUUAAUCAGAAUGAAGCAGAUUACCCUUCAGUGGAGAGUAAUAAUAAUUAAAAACCCAGAAUAAAGGCAAAGACAAAGAGAAAAAUUGAACUUUUUUUUUAAAAAAAGCACAAAAACCCUACAUACUAAAAUUGUACACAUCAAAUAUUGGUCCAAUCUUAUAUCAAUCUAUUUACAAUUAAACAGCACCAUGGUUUUCUCACCUAGGUUAGUUAAAUGCCCAGAAAAUUGUUAUUCAAAGUACACGUUCCUUUAAAAUAAAAUAAACUAUUAAGAGAGCUCCAAUCCUCAACAAAAAAAAUCUACCAACUAUAGAUUAUUAUAUCACCAAAUUUACUUAAGAAAAAUAGAUUUGAACACUUUUUUUGUCCCCCAGUUGACAAACUUUGAGAGAUGUUGCUGUUCAAUGUGACACACAAAUUAAUAAGGAAACAUUUUGAUGACAGGGGCAUUAUAUUGAAAUACCCUCACAUAUCUCCACCUCCAUAUAUAAAAAUACUCCUUUGGAAUUAAUGCUGCUGUUGCCUUUUGAAUUUAGAUUCAAUUAUCAGUAAACCUAAAUUAAAUGUAGCCACAAUCUUUAAAAUGAUUGCAUGAAAAAGAGAAGCAGUUAAAGCUCUCAGAAACAUGAUAUGUUACAAUUAUAGAUAUUAUGUGCAAUCAGGCUAUAGGAAAUUUAAUAGUAUUUUAAACAUUACAUUUAAACUAGUUUCAUUUUGCCAUUAAAAUUAAUAAUGGUGCUUCACAUCCAAAAUACAUGUGAAGGUUUGAUUAUUUCUCAUUUGAGAACAAGGUAAGUGCCUUCUUGCCUCUACUUUUCCAUCUCAUGGAUUCUCAGGGGUUCAGAAAUCACUUGGUAGCCCCCUUCUCACUUAUGGGACCAACCUUGAAAAGGCUCCAAAUUAAAUAUAAUCCUUGGCAGCUUUGUUCCAGUCCUAGUACAGAAGAGUCAGGUUAUCUCACCAAAUUUUUCAGUCCUCUAAUAUAAUCUGCAGAUGCUUCUUAAUUUGCCUCUUUGCUAGGAAAGAUGAGAGAGGAAAAUUCUCAUCCACCACAACUACAGGUAACAGUGAACUAUGGAAAGCACUAAAGUAUAAAGCAACAUAUCAACAUUUGGUCUCACUGUCGAUGUUUAGGUGAUGUCAGUAAAUAUUUCACUCUAGCAAAGUAUGAGUUGAAAUUUUUUCUAAAAGAUUGAAGACAGGCACAAUUCUCCCAGGCACAGACAGAAUGGGUUUUCCUUACACCCUUCCUGCAAAUUGGGGGAGAAAAGAUAAUUACUUUAUUAUCCUACAGUAGGAACAGCUGUACUUGAUUCCAUGCAUUCCCUGGGAUUCCCCUGAAUCCCUGGAAUGAUUCAAGUACAUUCCCAGCUGUACUUGAUUCCAUGCAUAUCCAUGCAUUUGGGGGCACAGUUAGCUCUGAAAAGUUCUAAGCAGAGUAGGUAGAUCAAUGAAGGUUUUACAUAGUAGUGUCCUUCUAAGCCUGGAUAUGAAACAGCUUCAUUAUACAGACAUUUCAAAAUACCUACGCAGCAAGAGGACAACAGACUUUUCAACUAAGUUAUCAGUUGAAAGUCAGAGAUCUGAAUGCACUGACUAAAUUAUUGCCUAGUGUUCCAGAAAGGUGCCUGCCACCAACGUGCUGGAAGGCACCAAAAUUUAGUGUGAAUGUAAACAAGGAGCUCAACAUAUGGGGAUGGGGAAAGCAAUAUUGAAACACAAUUUGCCAGUCUCUGCUCCUUUAUGGCUAAAUAUCAAUUGAGCAAGGAAUUAAGACCAGAAAAGAAGAGAACCUCAAGUACUGCUCUUUUCAGUUUCCAUUUUAAAAAGCUCAAGUUUUAUAACUGUUAUUGAUGAUUUCUGGAAAUUGUAUUUAUUUUUUAAGAAUUCUAUAUUCACAGGUGCUUGGUGCUGUUCUGCAUGGAUGCAAUGUUCUAUUUACAGUCCAAAUCAUUUAAAUACAGCCAUUAUAUAGUUGUUGGGUAUUUUAAAAUAAAUGGUUAUCUAUUUCUUAA